Messenger RNA from Closterium sp. NIES-65, 993 nucleotides. The record is from the annotation of a GenBank genome assembly. Lineage: Eukaryota; Viridiplantae; Streptophyta; Zygnematophyceae; Desmidiales; Closteriaceae.
AUGCAGCAUUGGGAUCGUCACGGUUUCGGAUCUGCAGCUCGGAUCCGCGUGCCUCCUGAUCUGUCGGUCAUCCAGAUCCUCCCACAAGCCGACUGGCCGCAUGCCCCAUUCAGCACCAGCGCACCGGCUGUGGCCGCCGCGUCAGCAGCCGGCAAUGAGAACACCACCAACGACUCGCUGACGUGGAAGCUGCUGCGCGCCACGGGUGCAGUGGGCGGCGCGGUGCUAGGCGUGGCGGCUCUCGCUGACGUGGCACGCGCUGACGAGGCGGAGCACGGGCUUCACGCUCCUGCUUACCCGUGGCCCCAUGACGGCAUCUUCAGCUCCUACGACCAUGCCUCCAUUCGGCGCGGGCACCAGGUGUACCAGCAGGUGUGCGCGACGUGCCACAGCAUGUCGCUGGUGUCGUACCGCGAUCUCAUCGGAGUGGCGUACACGGAGGACGAGGUCAAGGCGCUCGCCGCUGAGGUCGAGGUGGAGGACGGGCCCAACGACGAGGGCGAGAUGUUCCUCCGCCCAGGGAAGCCCUCGGAUAAGCUUCCGAAUCCGUACGCGAAUGAGCAGUCUGCGCGGUUCGCCAAUGGUGGAGCUUACCCUCCGGACCUCAGCCUGAUCAGCAAGGCCCGCCAUGACGGGCAGAACUACAUUUAUGCGCUCCUCACAGGCUACCGCGAACCCCCUGCUGGUAUCUCGGUGCGAGAAGGCCUGCACUACAAUCCGUACUUCCCGGGCGGCGCCAUUGCCAUGCCCAAGAUGCUCAACGAUGGCGGUGUGGAGUACGAGGAUGGCACGCCCGCUACGGAGUCCCAGCAGGCCAAGGACGUUGUCACCUUCCUUGCGUGGGCUGCUGAGCCUGAGAUGGACGAACGCAAGCUGAUGGGCGUGAAGUGGAUCUUCAUCCUCUCACUCGUGUGGCUGCAGGCCAUCUACUACAAGCGGUGGCGCUGGGCACCCAUCAAGUCCCGCCGGGUUAUCGUCGACGUUGUUAACUGA